Messenger RNA from Gilbertella persicaria, 2249 nucleotides. RefSeq lists its product as uncharacterized. Gene Ontology annotation, biological process: biosynthetic process. Gene Ontology annotation, cellular component: eukaryotic translation initiation factor 2B complex. Lineage: Eukaryota; Fungi; Mucoromycota; Mucoromycetes; Mucorales; Choanephoraceae. Gene Ontology annotation, molecular function: guanyl-nucleotide exchange factor activity; translation initiation factor binding; translation initiation factor activity. The coding region runs from base 29 to 2131 and encodes 700 amino acids. The transcript is spliced from 6 exons. The record is from RefSeq and is a predicted model, not a curated record.
CGCGAUCUUAUUUUUUUUUCGAUUCCUCAUGCCUCCUAAACAAAAGAAGCCUAAUAACCACGAUAACAGCAACGAAGAAGGUGAAGAACCUUUUCAAGCUGUUAUUUUGACUGAUUUUUUUGACGAUCAAUUUUCACCUAUUUCUCAUGAAUUGCCUCGAUGCCUUAUGCCUCUCUGUAAUAUUCCUUUGAUUGAAUAUACUAUGGAAUUGUUAGCUAGUGUUGAUAUUUUUGAAGUCUUUGUUGUUUGCACUACACAUAUUGAUGCUAUCAAAGCUUAUUUCGAGCAAUCUGAAUGGAUGAAACCCAAUUCUCGUCUCACAGUUAAGAUUGUAGCUACACCUGAAUGUAUGUCUGUAGGCGAUGCACUCCGAGAAUUGGACGCUCGUCAAUUGAUCACCACUGAUUUUAUUUUGACUUCGGGUGAAUUGAUUUCCAAUGUCAAGUUGGACAAAAUCCUUGAAGAACACCGUGCUCGUAAAAAGACAGAUAAAAACUCUAUCAUGACAAUGGUCUUGAAAGAAGCUUCUCGUACACAUACAGCAAGACCUAAAGAUGCCAGCAGUGUGUUUGUCAUGGAUCCUGUGUCUAGUCAAUGUGUUUAUUAUGAAUCUGUUGUUUCUUUUCCUCGUAAGCACCGCAUUGAUAUUUCACCCGAGAUUUUCGAAAACAAACCUCAGAUUGAAUUCCGUAACGAUCUUGUCGAUCCUUACCUUGACAUUUGUUCAGUAGAAGUGCCUGCUUUGUUUACUGAAAACUUUGACUGGCAGCGUCUGCGUAGUGAUUUUGUUCAUGGUAUCCUUACUUCUGAUAUUCUGGGCAAGACCAUCUACACCAAACUUGUGUCUGAACCCUAUGUUGCUCGCGUACAAAACGAGCAACUCUACAGCACUGUCACUCACCAUAUGCUGAAUCGUUGGGUGUUUCCUAUUGUACCCGAAACAAACUUGAGAGCAGGGGAUGAUUAUGAAUUCACAAGAGGCAAUAUUUACAAGUCUGUUGAUGUUGUGUUAUCAAGAUCAUGUAUGAUUGACGAAAAUGUCCAAAUUGGCUCAGGCACACGUAUUGGCGAAAACACACGUAUUGCUAAUUCUAUCAUUGGCAAGAACUGUAAGAUUGGUGAUAAUGUUGUAUUGGAAGGUGCUUUUCUUUGGGACAAUGUGGUGAUUGGUGAUAAUUGUAUCAUUGAAAAAAGUAUUAUUGCCAACGAUGUCCAUAUAUUAGAAAACACAACAAUCGCGCAAGGCUGUCUUGUCUCUGUUGGUGUUACACUUGGCCCUAAAGCCAUCAUUCCUAAAUAUUCUAGACUCAGCCUUGUUCCUCAACCCAAGGCAAGUAUGUUUGAGAGCAGUGAUGAAGAAGACGAUGAAGAAGAACACCGAGGACAAGUCUUGACAGGCGACCAUGCUACUGUCUAUUUCUGGACACUUCAAUCAGAUGAUGAUGAUAUAGAUAUCCGCAACACCAAGCUUGGUUCGUUAGCUUAUGAUAUGGCUGAUCUUGUCUUGAAAGAAGGUGAUAUCACAGACAGUGCUAGUGAAGUAGGUGAAUCAGAUGAUGAUUCUGAUAUUGGGUCUAUUAGUGGAGGUUGGGCACUUGAGACCAGUAUGGCUAGAAAGACAGAAGAAUUCAAAAAGGAAAUUGCACAGACGAUUGAGAGAUCUCUAAAUGAAAACCACACUGUAUAUACAGCAGCCUUAGAAGUGACUGGUUUGCGUAUGUCUAGUAAUGGAUCAUACACAGAUGUUAGAGAAGUGAUGAUUCCUAUCAUCAUGGAUCAUAUUGAUCGCAAUAAUCCAGUCCAAAGCCUAAAAACUGUCUUGAACAAAUGGGCUCCCCUUGUUGGAAAGAUGACACAUUUACCAGAAGAUCAAUUACAUGUCUUACAGGUCUUACAGAAGUAUUGUGCCUCAGAAGAGUAUCUCGGUAAACUGUUUUUGGGUGCAUUACAAAUAUUUUACAAUGCCGAUAUUGUGGAAGAAGAAGCUAUUCGUCGUUGGUACAAUAGUAAUGAAUUAUCCAUGGCUAGUCCUGCUGAAUCUAAAUUAAGAGAGAAGGCCAGUAAGUUUAUUGAAUGGUUAGACGAAGCAGAAGAAGAGUCCGAGGAAGAAGAAGAGAGUGAUGAAGAAUAAUAAUAAUAAAAUAGCUUGACUGUGUGUCUUCUCUAAGCCACUUGAUUUUAAAUAAAGUAUUUUGUUUUUUUUCGAGUUUUCUUCUUUAUACUAUGUCCGUACAAGGUCCAGAUAAUAU